UGUUGGUUCUGAAGCAGGGAAUGGCUUCUGGUGGUGACAGAGUGCAUCCUUUGAAUCCAUAAAAAGAUAAGUAGGAAGAAGAGAAAUUGGAACUAUUGAUUGAUAUUGUUCAGCUAAUGGGGUUUCCUGAUACCCCUGAAGUCUAAUGGAUUUUACAUCACUAACAUCACUGGAAUGGUUUGAAAAUUGGACACCAUCUUUUCUUGGCAGAGUUAUUGUGAAAUAAAUCGGUUAGGAUAUGAAAGAUAUCAGCCAUGAUGGAAAAGUGUUACAUGCAGGACUGUGUUGAGGACUACUUAAAUUGUUAAUGUCUGGCACAGAGAGCUGCUUAGCUAUUGGUUCAGCGUGGCGUGAGGGAUUUUUAUUGUAAACAUUAAAAAUAACUAUGUCCAAGAAAAGCCGUGCCAAGGGAGAGAGGUCCGACAUGGAGAUAGAAGCAGUUCAGGCUGCUAAUGAGGAACUACGGAUUAAACUGACCAACAUCCAGAUAGAAUUCCAGCAAGAAAAAAGCAAGGUGGGUAAACUGAGAGAGAGAAUCCAGGAAGUCAAGCAAGAAAGAGAGCAGGAGCAGCACAAGCACACAGCCUACAUCUCUGAACUGAAGGCUAAGCUCCAUGAGGAGAAAAUGAAGGAACUCCAGGCUGUCAGGGAGCUGCUUAUCCGGCAGCAUGAGCAGGAAGUAGCUCGUAUGGUAAAAAUAAAAGACAGUGAAAUUCAACGCUUGCAGUCUACGGUGAACGUGCUGCGGGAUGGGGCAGCCGACAAAGUGAAAACUGCAUUGCUCAAUGAAGCCAGGGAGGAAGCUCGGAAAGCAUUUGACUGUGAACGUAUAAAGAUGCAGCAGGAGAUAUUGGAGCUGAAGACUGGUAAAAAGCAGCUUGAAGAAGCUUUGAACAAUAUUAUGCAGGCAGAUAAAAUGAAGGCAGCUGAUCUGCGCACGGCUUAUCAGUCCCAUCAAGAUGAGGUUAAUAGAAUAAAGCGUGAAUGUGAGAGGGAUAUCCGCAGGCUGAUGGAUGAGAUAAAAGGCAAAGACAGAGUGAUUUUGGCUUUGGAAAAAGAUCUUGGUGUCCAGGCAGGCCAUGCACAAAAGCUGCUGCUUCAAAAAGAAGCUUUGGAUGAACAGCUUGUCCAAGUAAAGGAGGCAGAACGGUACCAUGGUAGCCCCAAGAAGGAACUUCCUCCUGGAGUAGGGGAUAUCACUGAAAUGAUGGGAAGCCCGGAACAGCAUAUGGAUGAACGAGACAUACGGAGAUUUCAACUAAAAAUCGCUGAACUGAAUGCUGUAAUACGGAAGCUGGAAGACAGAAAUACCCUUUUAGCAGAUGAAAGAAAUGAACUGCUGAAACGUUCUCGGGAGACAGAAGGUCAGCUGAAGCCCCUUGUAGAGAAAAACAAGAGGAUGACCAAAAAGAAUGAGGACAUGUUGCAGUGUAUCCAGAGGAUGGAAGAAAAAAUUAAAAAUCUCACAAGGGAAAAUGCAGAAAUGAGAGAAAAGUUAUCCACACAACCGACUUUGAAGAGACACACUUCCUUGAACGACCUCAGUAGCACACGAGAGGAACAAGAAAUGGAAUUCCUGAGACUGCAAGUCAUUGAGCAGCAGCAUGUUAUUGAUGAUCUCACAGUGGAACGAGAACAGUUGUUACGCCCAAAAAAACCGAAAAGGAAAAGUCUGAAACCUCCAAAGAGGCAUGUUGUGGAGACGUUUUUUGGAUUUGAUGAAGAAUCUGUUGACUCUGAAACCUCAUCUGUAACUUCGUAUAACACGGACAAAACAGACAGAACACCAGCAACACCAGAAGAAGACUUGGAUGAUAGUACGCUCAAAGAAGAAGCUGAUUUAAGGUUCUGUCAGCUAACCAGAGAAUAUCAGGCUUUACAAAGAGCAUAUGCAUUACUUCAAGAGCAAGUUGGUGGGACACUGGAUGCAGAGCGAGAAGCAAGGACUCGUGAACAACUGCAAGCUGAUCUCCUCAGGUAUCAGGCGAAAAUUGAAGAUCUGGAGAAAUCUCUGAUUGAAAAAGGACAGGAUUCCAAAUGGAUAGAAGAAAAGCAGCUCCUUAUCAGAACAAACCAGGAGUUGUUAGAAAAGAUUUACAAAAUGGAGCUGGAAGAGAAUCAGCUGAAGAACGAGAUGCAGGAUGCAAAAGACCAGAAUGAGCUGUUAGAAUUCAGAGUGCUCGAACUUGAAGAGAGAGAACGAAGGUCACCGGCAUUUAACCUCCAUAUAACCACCUUCCCUGAAAACAAUGGAAGUGCACUUCAACUGUUCUGUCAACAGGAAGGAAUAAAGGAUGUGAAUAUUUCUGAACUUAUGAAGAAGCUUGAUAUCCUUGGAGAUAAUGGGAAUUUGAGAAAUGAAGAACAGGUUGCAAUAAUCCAAGCUGGAACUGUACUUUCCCUCUGUGAAAAGUGGCUAAAACAAAUAGAGGGAACAGAAGCUGCAUUGACACAGAAGAUGAUGGACCUGGAGAAUGAAAAGGACCUGUUCAGUAAACAGAAGGGUUAUUUAGAGGAAGAACUCGACUACAGGAAACAAGCUCUGGACCAGGCUUACAUGAAAAUCCAGGAGCUGGAAGCCACGCUAUAUAAUGCUCUGCAGCAGGACACUGGAAGGCGGGCGAGUGAGUCAUUGAAUGAAGUGCAGAGGGAGGAUUUACGAGCUGCGGUGGAGAAGGUACGGAGGCAGAUCCUGAGGCAGAGCCGCGAGUUUGAUAGCCAGAUUUUGCAUGAGCGCAUGGAGCUGCUGCAGCAGGCACAGCAGCGGAUUCGAGAGCUAGAAGAUAAAAUAGAACUUCAAAAGCGGCAACUCAAAGAAAUAGAGGAAAAGCAUUCAUUGUGUGGCCUUGAUGAUGCUCCUGAGCCAAGAAAUGUGGAUAUUAAAAGAGCCUAUGGAGUGAACAACUGAAUCCACUUGCAAAAAGCAGAAAAUAAUUAUUUGAGCAGCUUUAAAUUGGAGCAUUUUUAUCAUGAAACAUUUGCAUAAUACU
Gopherus evgoodei (Goodes thornscrub tortoise) is the source of this 2990-nucleotide messenger RNA. RefSeq names its product janus kinase and microtubule interacting protein 1 (gene JAKMIP1). Gene Ontology annotation, molecular function: microtubule binding; kinase binding; GABA receptor binding. The record is from RefSeq and is a predicted model, not a curated record. The transcript is spliced from 22 exons. The coding region runs from base 386 to 2908 and encodes 840 amino acids. NCBI's taxonomy places the organism in Eukaryota, Metazoa, Chordata, Testudines, Testudinidae.